UUCUCCCUGUUCUUCCCACUCCGUCCUCCAGCAGCGAACACUCCCCCUGUCCACUUCCCUUCCACUCCCCAUUUCUACGCUGCUAGGGUUUCUCCCCCUCCAAAUCCUCGCUGCACGGCCAUGGCGAAGACGAAGCAGGGCAAGAAGGACGUGGAUUCGUACACCAUCCGCGGCACCAACAAGGUCGUCAGAGUGGGUGACUGCGUGCUUAUGCGGCCGUCGGACUCGGACAAUCAGCCGUACGUGGCGCGGGUGGAGAAGAUGGAGGCCGACGGGCGCGGCAGCGUGCGGGUGCGGGUGCGCUGGUACUACCGCCCCGAGGAGUCCAAGGGCGGCCGCCGGCAGUUCCACGGCGCCAAGGAGCUGUUCCUCUCCGACCAUUUCGACCUGCAGAGCUCCCACACCAUCGAGGGCAAGUGCGUUGUCCACUCUUUCAAGAACUACACCAAGCUCGACAAUGUGGGGCCCGAGGACUUCUUCUGCCGAUUUGAGUACAAGGCGGCCACCGGCUCAUUCACCCCUGAUCGCGUCGCAGUGUAUUGCAAGUGUGAGAUGCCAUACAACCCCGACGAUCUCAUGGUACAAUGUGACGCGUGCAAGGACUGGUUCCAUCCAUCUUGCAUGGGCAUGACCAUUGAAAAGGCGAAAAAGCUAGACCACUUUGUUUGUUCAGACUGCGUGAAGGAAAAUGGAUCAAAGAGACUUUCAAACACAUAUGCUACGUCCCCAAAUUCGGAACCUAAGGCUGAAUCAAAAAGGCAGAGGCGGUAACAGCUCGGAGGCGCCAGAAUCCAUCGCCGAGGAGACACGCUGCUUCUGCGGCGAACCAGCCCGUUGCGAGAGCGGAGGUGUACAGUGCGGUAGAGCCAGUGUUUGCGGAACCUUAGGCUCCGUUGUCUCUUGGGUUGUCAGGCAUUAUGUUAUCGGAGGAACGGUUUUGUUCGUUUCAGCCGGUGUGGCAUGCCGUACAUUGUACGGCGCGGCGUGUUGUUCUUGUUAGGGAAACAGGGGUACAGCCCUGGCGUUGGCUUGUCGGAUUAGCAGCUGCGUGUGCAUUGUGUUAAUUGUUAACUGAAUUACUGUCGACAGUUACCUCUGUGGCUGAUGAUUCCAGUCAUGUAGUAGUUGCCUCUGGGCUCUGUUGUUGCCGAGCCCAAAAGACACGAACAAUGUUGCCUGUUAGACUGCUAUUGCUGCCGUUCUGUAAUAAUUAGGGGUGCCAAUUGGUGAC
Panicum virgatum (switchgrass) is the source of this 1231-nucleotide messenger RNA. Its product is annotated as chromatin remodeling protein EBS-like. The record is from RefSeq and is a predicted model, not a curated record. NCBI's taxonomy places the organism in Eukaryota, Viridiplantae, Streptophyta, Magnoliopsida, Poales, Poaceae. Bases 121 to 771 code for a protein of 216 amino acids. Gene Ontology annotation, molecular function: chromatin binding. The transcript is spliced from 5 exons.